Messenger RNA from Limanda limanda (common dab), 6434 nucleotides. It is a transcript of the gene npas2, whose product is annotated as neuronal PAS domain protein 2. Gene Ontology annotation, molecular function: DNA-binding transcription factor activity, RNA polymerase II-specific; RNA polymerase II cis-regulatory region sequence-specific DNA binding; protein dimerization activity. The coding region runs from base 523 to 3126 and encodes 867 amino acids. Gene Ontology annotation, biological process: circadian regulation of gene expression; regulation of transcription by RNA polymerase II. NCBI's taxonomy places the organism in Eukaryota, Metazoa, Chordata, Actinopteri, Pleuronectiformes, Pleuronectidae. The transcript has 22 exons. The record is from RefSeq and is a predicted model, not a curated record. Gene Ontology annotation, cellular component: nucleus; cytoplasm; CLOCK-BMAL transcription complex.
UUGAGCUACCAGCUGACCUACUUUCCUCCGCUCUCAGCCACUCAGUCCUGUUUACAAGCCGCUGCCAGCGGAGGAUGUGGAGCACAGUGCCUGGAACAUAGACGGACACAGCCCACCGGGACCAGGACUGGGGGAUCUGGUCGUGUGUGGUUGAUUCACUGGGAACUGUCAGAUCCGCAGACCAAGAUCACCGGUGAUUCCAAACAGCACGUUGAUAACUUAGGCGUUGUUAUACAAUUUAACGCUUUCGGCGCUGGGAGCUGCUGCUGCGAUCAGCUGCUAUGUUGUAGUUUUGUAUGCUCUCCUCCUGUGAGAAAAUGACUGGAUCGGCCAAAGUUAAAUGUGGAUUUUUGGUUUCUGCCGGAGAGCCGCUUUCAAGGACUUGGCGUUUCUUUGGUGGACUGGAGGAAGUGGUGGGUAGCUGGUCCGGGGUAGGAUUUUCCAUAAGAGUGUUCAGACAAGGUGAGCGCGGAUGGGACUUAUAAGACUUCCGAAAGGGCCUGGCUGGGAAAGGGUGUGAGAAUGGACAACCUUUCUGACUUUGGUGUCCCUUGCUCAUCCGCCCACAGGGAUUGGGACACCAACAGCUGCGUGGACGAUUUAAUGGAUGACGACGAGAAAGACAGGGCAAAAAGGGCAUCCCGUAACAAAUCGGAAAAGAAAAGAAGAGACCAAUUCAAUGUGCUCAUCAAGGAGCUAUGCACUAUGCUGCAGGGCCAAGGCCAUCCACGCAAGAUGGACAAGUCCACCAUACUGCAGAGAACUAUUGAUUUCUUGCAGAAACAGAAAGACAUCACUGCACAGAAUGAAACCUGUGAUGUGAGGCAGGACUGGAAGCCUUCGUUCCUCAGUAAUGAGGAGUUCACUCAGCUAAUGCUGGAGGCCCUAGAUGGUUUCUUGGUAGCAUUAACUACAGAUGGAAACAUCAUAUACGUAUCUGACAGUGUGUCUUCACUUACUGGCCAUUUACCGUCAGAUAUGGUGGACCAAAAUAUCUUGAAUUUCCUCCCGGAGCGGGAACAUGGGGAGGUGUAUAAGCUGCUAUCAUCCCACAUGCUGAUGACUGACCCCAUUGCUGCUGACUUCCUUGACAGUGAGGCACAUAUUGAAUUUUGCUGUCAUCUAGCCAGAGGUAACAUUGACCCCAAAGAACCACCUGUGUACGAGUAUGUCAAGUUUGUUGGAGAUUUCAAGUUUCAUAACAAUGUGCCUAGAUCUUGUAACGGUCUUGAGUUGACGCUACCAAGAAGCCUACAGUCAGCAUUGGAGGAGCAGGUCUGCCUCAUUGCUACUGUACGAUUAGUCACUCCACAGUUUCUCAAGGAUCUGUGUAAUGUGGAAGAUCCUUGUGAUGAGUUCACUUCCAGACACAGCCUUGAAUGGAAGUUUCUGUUUUUAGAUCACAGAGCUUCACCAAUCAUCGGCUACUUACCCUUUGAGGUUCUUGGAACGUCUGGCUAUGAUUACUAUCAUGUAGAUGACUUAGAGCUUAUAGCUCAGUGUCACAAUCAGUUGAUGCAGUUUGGAAAAGGUAAAUCGUGUUACUAUCGCUUCCUGACCAAAGGGCAGCAGUGGAUUUGGUUGCAGACUCACUACUACAUCACUUACCACCAGUGGAACUCAAAGCCUGAGUUCAUUGUCUGCACUCACACUGUCGUCAGUUAUGCUGAAGUGCGAGCUGAAAGGAGGAGAGCGUUCGGCCUUGAAGAGAUCUCUCCACCUGAGAUAGCUCCCUCUUCUGUGAAGGCUCAGGAGCUGUACUUGGACAUCUGCUCCACACUGGACCCUACACGGGACAAAAACAGUGGUGCACGUUCGGUAUCCUCCCACAGCUCCCGGAAGUCCUCCCACACAGCGCUGUCAGACUCUGCAUCUAACUCCUACACAGAGGCCUGCACACCAUCGUGGCAGUCGGCUUCCAUCGGGACGGAGAAGACUUCUGCCAGACUCCAGCUUAGUAGUUCAAAGAAUUUGGCACAAAGACAAAAUUCCUUUGACCUCGCCCCCCAAAUGAGCCUCCCCCUUUCUCCUACCUGCAGCAAGCACUCCGCCAUGCAACAGCAAACACAGCAGCAGCCUCAUCCGCAGUCGCCCAUGUACCCGCUGCAGCAGCCUCAGCUCGGAGUGAUGAACCAGCUGAAGGAGCAGCUGGAGGAGAGGACCCGAAUUCUGCAGGCUGACAUUAAGACACAGCAGCAGGAGUUGCAUGCCAUUAAGGAAAAGCUUCAAUUGGCUAACCUCCAGAUGCUGUUACAGCAGCCUGUCCACGAUGACUUUGGCCCGGCCCAGCAGCCGCCUCAGCAGCAGGGCCUGGGCAGGCCGGCCCAGCAGAGCCCAUUAGGGGUGAUCAGGCAGCACUCAGGCCACCCAAAACCACCAGCCUGCAGGGUCCUCAGCUCGUCCCCUCACUCACUCCUGAGAGAGAACAGCUCACCCUCGACACAGGUCCAGCAGAGAGCUGCGCGAGGGGGGCAAGUGCAGGCAGUGAGUCUGCCCGUGCAGACCAACACGGGGCUGGCGAUGCCCUUCUACAGCAACCCCAUGAUGUUCUCGCAGACUAACACGCGGCCUCUGCAGGACGCAAACCAAAGACUCACAGAAAACGAUUUCAACCAAGAUGGACAACUACGCAUGCUUCUCAACCAACCAAUGCAGACACUGGUUCCCAGUAGCAGUGUCACCUCACAGCCUUCCCAGUGCAACAUGGGCAUCUCCCAAACCAUAUACACCUUGGAGCAGCAGAUCAUCGCCCCGUCGUUCUCCAUGCAACAGGUCAACUGCAACGCCGUCCUUGUUCCCUCCCCGGUCUUCACGUCACCCAUCAUGUUCCCACACAACAGUUUCAUCCCACCCCAGCCUCAGUCAACCUACAACACUCAGCCUCAGGCCGCCCAGCACUCCCUUCAGCUACAGCAGCCCCAGCAGUUCUUUCAGAUGACUCAAGGACUUGUACAUGGUGGUUCUACUCCAGCAUUCUUACACGCCACUAACGUUCCACAGCAAAGCACUGUGGGAUACAUCCAGCAGCAGCCGCAAGCUCAGCAGCAACAGCAGCAAAGGCAGUACCAACAUUCCCAAAACCAGACAGGCAGCGUUUCAGACUUCCGAAAUAUGCUGACCCGGUAGCGCUGUGUACUAUGUCAUUGCGCUGAGGUCUCCCUCUGUGCCGUCGCCAUGUUGGCAACAGCACGCUGUGGCGUUUGAAGUCAAACUUGACGUCAUGUUCUGCAGGAGAAAUGCUGGAAAGUGGAAGAUGCUGGUAGUGACCCUUUUGAUGUGAAGCUGCCUGUUCAGAGGAAGGAAAUGGAGCUAUAAAAAACCCAAGCAGAAGCUGCACUGACCUGACGUCAGCCCCGGCCGUCAGCCUGAGGGGCUGAGCUCACUUCACGCUCAGUCGUCAGUCAGUGACGCUGCUGGAACAAGUGGAUUAUCAAAGCUCUCAAGAAGACACCAUUUUCACAUGUUUACAUGUGGACGUUUUCAUCUAACACAAGAGAGUUUCCUUCUUAGUGUCUGUUUGCACUUUGUACCACCACCCCCCUGAAGUAGAAUAUGUAUUUUUGCCCAUGAAUUAAUUUUCUAUUUUUCUCUCUAAUAAUGGCUUAUCAGUGAGAUUAGUUUUCACACCUAAAGCUUGACACCCCCUCCCCAGCAACCUAAUAUACCCCCCUGAGUCAAAUCUUUAGCUCCAAUGAAAAUGCUUCAUCUCAUGAGGAAAUUACAUUUUGUCCCACCAAGCAAAGAUUUAUUUGCAGGAAUGUUUGUGGCAAGUUGCUUGAGAGGAGCUUUACAGCUUUAUGAUUGUGGCACAUGCAGUAAUGAGAUGACGAUCAUAUCUAACAUAAGGUGUAAUCAGGUGUAACAUGCUACACUGGGAAACUGGGGGGAGGGGAGAUCCUCUUAUAACUAGAAAGGUCUAUCUAGAUUUUUAAAGCCUCAACCUGGAGUGUUACGACUAUCACACCACUUCUCACAGAGAAUAACAGCAAAGCUCGGAAGUCUUGGUGCUAAUGAUGAGCUCUGCAGCACGAGACUGCAGGUGAAAAACAAGCUAAGGGGGGGGGGAAUAAUGUGUGCCUUUAACCGUGGCACGUCCGUGGUGCAGUUUGAUAGUUUUGUCUGAUUAAGGCUUUAAAAAUCCAGCUCAGGUCCGUUUGGAAUACAAAGUUAUAUUUUCAUAGGUCAUAAUUUAUUAUUUUCCGCAUCAGAUUAAAACAAAGGACAUCUAGAUUUGUAUCGGAUAUAUUCCAAAUAUAUAUUGGCUGCUUUUUGCAACAGUGAACAUCUGUAUUUCCCAAAUCUUUCUUUAAAGAUGGUAUCUAAUAAGAUUAAUUUAACUAUUUACUGAAACCCUAAUGAAUAGAGUUCAUGUUUUAUUUAUUACAUAUAUAUUUGAAAACAAUAUAUCAGAUGAGAAACUAGUUUUAUAUAGAUUUUAUGUUCACACAGACAUUAAAAGGUCAACGCUGGUCUUAAUGUCUCACCCCAUCAUGUUCUUAGGAGAAGAGUGCACCACCUCUGAUCUGUGGGUUUUUCCAAGAUGCAGCAAACUGCUGCAACAAGCAUCUCAGACACAGUGAGAAGAGAUUUUCUGCCGGCUGUGAUAUCUCUGAACUGUUGCCCUGUUUGUUUAAGUCUGGUCAUUUGAUCGCAUCAGUUCAAACAUAUGAAAUCAUGACAUUUUGUUGAGAAGCUGGGCUCAUUGACAAGUGAAUAACGCACUGCUUCCUGCUAUGAUUGUGAUCUCAUUGGGAAAAAAGAGCAGAUAAUUCAUUUACCUUGGAAACAAGGCCACUGUCAAUGUGCUUCUUUGUGAAAUAUUAUACAACAAAAACACUAAAUUUGUCUUUAUGUUGAAGUAUUGAGCAUCGGUCUUUCAUAUGUCGGAGGGUGAGUUGCGGAGUCUGUUCUGUCUGUACGUCAAGACCUCGUUCUUUACACACUGUGCUGUGAGAGACAAUCUCCUGAGAUGUUAGUAUUUGAGAGAGGAAGAAACAUAAAGGUUGAUGCGCUGACAUGACAGUUGUAAAAGAAGGAGGUCAGGAGGGGUUCGGUGGAGCCAGAUUUGCAGUUGAACGAUGUUGAGGAAGAAAACGUACGUGCCUCUCUUUCUGUAAUGACAAUCACACACUACUUUCAAGAUUUUACUGUGCAGGACCUGUCUGUGUCAGAGUCUGACCUUUUGAUUAUUUAUAUCCUUCUUCUACCUUUAAAUUUGUGUUACAUUUUAGUUUCCUACAGGUGCAUAUUGCAUUCACUUGAAAAAAAAAUCCUGCUCUUUUUUUUUUUUUUUUUUUACAAGAUCAUUUUCUGUUGCCAUGACAAAAAUCAAUCUGCUCUGUUUUUAGGAAAUUAACGAAAGCUGAUUUGUUUUUCUUGUGAAAACUGGGACGGACUGUUUUCUCUUGAAAACUCAAAUUAGUAAAAAAGCAAAAACUAAUUCUCAUGAAAGUAGAAAAUUUGUUUCAGCAGACACACUUGAUUCAAAUUGGCCCCAUUCAAGACCGACGCUGUUCACAUUGGACGAUAAGACUCAAAUGUCAUAAUACUCUGUGUGUAUGUUUAGUGCAGUUUCACACUUCCCAUCUGCAAUGUCAUUUUGGAAAGAAAAAGAAUGUUAAUUUAUACUGUUUUAAAUGUUUCAGAACAGAUGUACGAUGUAUAUAGAAGUGUAUAAUAAGCCAUUGUACCAUGUAAAUUAUAUGGAAAUAUUUUUUUAAUGAAAUUGAAACAUUCCUUCAGCAGUCGAUAUAAGCGGUAUCUUUAUGUAAAAAGGUACAGCGCGUGUCCACUGAAGGCUACGAUCACAAUGAUUACACAGGACUUGGUCUGCAUGGGAUUGUGGUGCAGCGUUAGCUUCAGAAACAUCAUGGCAAAUGAAAACCAAUGAAGAGAAAAAAAGAAAUAAAAUUCAGAAUCUUAAUCUUUACGUCCUCAUCAAGCAGAAUUUCCGACAUUUUUAGAGCAGCAACAGCUGUGUGGUGAUCAAAAACAGCUGCGUCUUUAAAAAGGGUAAUUCAGCCAUGAGCGACUGAAGUCGUUUGUGCUCUCAGUUAAAUUGGUUUCAGUCUUUUUUAAGAUAAAGUGCAAUUGUAAACAGUCAUGAAAAUAUAUUUUAGAUGGGAAGCGUCAGUCUCUCUUCAUAAGUCUCCAAACUUUCUCAUGUUUGAAUAUAGAAACAAUAAAGUGACUACCCGUAGCCAGCGACUAAGAGGUGCCAUAGACGACUAUAAUUCUGUUUUCAUUCAUUUUUUCAAGAUAUUUAUCAACCUUUCGGGAAGUGCAAGAAAAGAUUUCUCCUUGAGGUAGUUUUCCAUAGUCACACACCAGAUCCAAUUUUCAGUCCAUUUCUGUAUAACUAUAUAUUUGUUGUUUUGCCUUGCUAAGGUGGGCUACUUCAGUUCUACUCAUUAAACAUAGUGCAUUGUGCUCCA